UUUAACCAAAAUAAUAAACCACAUGUAUAAUAUUGCCGCAUUCUGUUGUUGUAUCAUAAUUUAAGUAAAAUGGCCAAAUUUGAUGAAGAAUGCUCAUAUAACUGUGUAUCAAUAAAAAAUUUCUUUCGUCUUCCAAUUGUUUUUAAAGAAGAAAACUGCUUCUUGAUUAACGAGGGUAAUAGAUGUAUUGUAAAGGUUAGUGACAGAAAAUUGCUACAGUCUUGGAGAUUAAAGCAUCCUCAUUAUUUUACGGCUCCUGUAGUUUUUGAUAAUGAAAAUGAAUUAAUGUAUUGUGUAAUUGAAAAUAAUACUGCUCUUAGAUGGCCUUAUUCAACAGCUGAUGAUGAUGUUUUGAAAAUUGCUUCAAAAUUUAAGUUUCAAGAAGCUAUAUUUGGAGUAAUUCCUGUUCUUGGGCAUAAACCAUUGAUUCUAUUUGCUUCUGGAAAAGCAUUAAAAGGUGAAGAAUUAGAUUUUCAAUCAGCGCCCAAAGGGAAUCGUUUUAUUACAGAGAAUGAAAAUUUAAUUUGGGCUGAUUCAUUAAAGCUGAAUUCUGGAGCUAUGAUUGUUUGUAUUUCUCAAAAGAAUGAAGAUUAUCGAUUGCAUUAUUUUGCUAUUACUGAGAAAAAAAUAAAAAGGGGGCAAAACCAUCCUUUAGUGCAAAAGGGAGCAUCCUUAAAGAACUGGUGCCUUAAUAGAUCAAUGUGUUCCUUUGUCACCAUCUGGUCAAAUGGCGUUAUUUUAAGUUAUAACCUAGACACCAAGGAAGAAACGACAUUGCUGACUUUAACAGAUAUUGAUAAUCAUUUAUUAGCCAUUGAUUUCAUGGAUUCAAAUCAUUUAGCUAUCAUGAAAUUUGAUCCCAAAAAUAAAGGGGCUUGUCUGGAAAUGUGGGACCUCAAAUUCAAAAUUUUAAAAGCAAGAAAAGCACUGAAAAAUAUAGAAUCACCUGAUGUUAAACUUUCUGUCAUAGGUUCUUCUGUGUUUUUUUCAAAUGGUGAAGAUUUGGUUGAAGUUUCCUAUCAUGUAGAAAAAUCAACUUUAGCUAGUGGUCUUGGCAAAGGUUUUGCAGCUGUUCCAGUGGUGCAAGAAUUUUCUUGGAAUACUAAAAAUUGUACAGAUUUAUGCAAUUCUGAAAAGGAUACUGAAGAAAUAAUGGAUGUUUCUGAAAAUGAACAAACUAUUUUAGAUUCUACUGAACUAAUUGCUCAAAGAUUAAUGGAAGAAGGUUCUAUGAGCUUAAAUUAUAUUUCGGAAGCUGAGUUGGUGAGAUUAUUGCGCUUAGCCAUUAGAUAUAAAUUCAAGAAAAAGGAGACUGAAGAAAAUAUUACUAUUGAGCCUGACCUAAUACUAAAUACUGUCUUUUCUACAUCAUUUAGUGAAGUCUUUUUAGUGAAAUCUCUAAAAAAACUCAAUUUAGAAGAUGCUAUGAUGGCAUUGAAUAUUCUUUCAUCUUUUUUACUUGACGAGGAAUCUUUAUCUAUAAAAGAUAAACAAAAACCAUCUGAUUUGCAGCUCUUCAGUUGGAUGUUUUUAAUCAUUCAGUCUCAUAUGGAAGCAUUGUUACUUUCAAAAGAUAAGAAAGCGCUAAAGCUAUUUAGAAAAUUACAAAAGUGUAUUUCAGAAAAGUUGCAAGAUUGUGAAGAUGUUGAAAAUAUACAAUAUUUAUUACAUCUCAUACAAAAGAAAAAGAAUAUAUUGCCAGAGAAAUAUGUAACAGGAAAAUAUUGUAUAGAGACAUUAGAUACAUGAUUUUUUUUAUAUAAAAUUUUCGUUUGUAUAUUUA
Molecule: messenger RNA, 1783 nt
Organism: Argiope bruennichi
Lineage: Eukaryota; Metazoa; Arthropoda; Arachnida; Araneae; Araneidae
Product: nucleolar protein 11-like
Exons: 12
Coding region: 70-1749 (559 amino acids)
Biological process (GO): maturation of SSU-rRNA
Cellular component (GO): nucleolus; nucleus
Molecular function (GO): RNA binding
Source: RefSeq, a predicted model, not a curated record